This is a messenger RNA of Papaver somniferum (opium poppy), 1173 nucleotides long. RefSeq lists its product as uncharacterized. NCBI's taxonomy places the organism in Eukaryota, Viridiplantae, Streptophyta, Magnoliopsida, Ranunculales, Papaveraceae. The record is from RefSeq and is a predicted model, not a curated record. The transcript has a single exon. Bases 1 to 1173 code for a protein of 390 amino acids.
AUGUUUCAACCUCCAGGUUUUGUUGACCCUACUCGCCCUGAUUAUGUUUGUCGUCUUCGUCGAUCCCUUUAUGGUCUCAAACAGGCGCCUCGGGCGUGGUUUCAGAGGUUUGCAACUUUCAUUACAGGUUGUGGUUUUAGGGGUAGUGUUUGUGAUCCAUCUCUUUUCAUUUACCGGUCCGGUCAGGAUACUGCAUACUUAUUAUUGUAUGUUGAUGAUAUCAUACUCACUGCCUCUACUGAUGCUCUACUGUCCCGUUUUAUUGACCUGAUGAAACGGGAAUUUUCUAUGACUGAUCUUGGCCCGUUGCAUCAUUUUUUGGGUAUUACUGCCACUCGUUCUUCAUCAGGGUUGUUUUUAUCUCAGUCGCUCUAUACAAAGGAUAUUAUUGCUCGUGCAUCCAUGACAAACUGCAAUCCAGUGGCAACUCCGGUUGACACAAAUUCUAAGCUGAGCGCUACUUCUGGUCCAGCAAUUUCGGAUCCUACUUUAUACAGAAGUCUGGCCGGGGCGCUACAAUACCUUACUUUCACUCGACCGGAUAUCUCUUAUGCAGUCCAGCAGGUAUGUUUAUUUAUGCAUGAUCCUCGAGAGCCUCACAUGCAAGCCAUCAAGCGCAUUAUUCGAUAUCUUCAGGGCACUAUUGAUCACGGUUUGUCACUAUCGGUUUCGAAUAUUUCUGCCCUAACCGCCUACUCUGAUGCUGAUUGGGCGGGUUGUCCUGACUCACGACGCUCAACCUCUGGUUACUGCAUAUUUCUUGGGGACAAUCUUGUAUCAUGGUCCUCCAAACGUCAAGCAACUGUGUCCCGUUCCAGUGCCGAAGCAGAAUACAGAGGUGUCGCUAAUGCCGUGGCUGAAACAACCUGGCUACGGAAUCUACUUCUUGAGUUACACAUACCAUUAAGGCGUGCUACUAUGGUAUAUUGUGACAAUGUGAGUGCUAUCUACAUGUCUGGUGAUCCGGUUCAACAUCAACGCACUAAGCAUGUAGAGAUUGAUAUCCACUUCGUUCGUGAAAGAGUUCGUAUUGGUGACAUUCGCGUAUUGCACAUCCCUUCAGAAAAUCAGUAUGCUGAUAUCUUCACGAAGGGUCUUCCACGUCAGUUGUUUCUUAAUUUUCGUUCUAGUCUUAGCGUUUGUUCCUCUCCCGCUCAGACUAAGGGAGUGUAA